Molecule: messenger RNA, 3827 nt
Organism: Danio rerio (zebrafish)
Lineage: Eukaryota; Metazoa; Chordata; Actinopteri; Cypriniformes; Danionidae
Source: RefSeq, a predicted model, not a curated record
CUCCACUUGCACGCACGCAAAUCUGCUUCCUGUUUACAUUUUGCAGAGCACUUUCACUGCGAGCAGAAACAGCAGAGACAUCGCCUCAAACUCCUGGAAACAGGCUCCGAGCUACAGUAGUUGUGACCCGCCGCUGUCCGUGCGCCUGCAGCCGAUCCUGUCUGAUAGACAGGCCGUUUCAAUGCAUUUCAGAGAAGCUUUACCGCCGCGCAGAUGGACGCUGUUGAUCUGUUUUCAAGCUGCAGAAAGGGCGACAUUGCCAGAGUGAGAUACUUGGUUGAACAAAGGGAUGUAGAACUGAACAUCAGAGAUAAGUGGGACAGCACACCUCUGUAUUAUGCAUGUCUCUGUGGACAUGAAGAGCUGGUGCAGUACCUGCUCGCCAACGGAGCAAAGUGUGAGGCGAACACGUUUGACGGCGAGCGCUGUCUGUACGGAGCUCUGAGUGACGCAAUUCGUCGUCUGCUCAAGGAGUACAAGCGCAUCACAGCCAAGGCCAUGCAGAGAGACUAUUACGACCAGUUCCUGCAGACGCUUUUGGAGCAGGGAAACUACAGCGAUGUGACAUUUGUGGUUCACGGGGAGAUGUUUAAGGCCCAUCGGUGUAUCCUGAGUGCCCGGUCUGAAUACUUCGCCCACAUGCUGGAGACCAAGUGGAAAGGCAAGAGUGCCAUUGCACUCAAACAUCCACUGGUCAAUCCUGCUGCCUUUGGUGCGAUCAUGCAGUAUUUCUACACCGGUCGUUUGGAUAUCGAUGUGAAUUACGUAGAGGACUGCAAGCGUUUGGCCAAACAGUGCAAGAUCGGCGAGCUCAUUGAGGAGCUGGAAGUGAAGUGCAAACAGGUUUAUGAGUUUGUGUCCAAUAAGCCGGGCACGUGUGUGAAGGUGUUGACUCUGGAUCCGCAUGACUUCCAGCUGCAGGACGGCAUGGCUCUGCUGGCUGACAGUGCACUUCCUGCAGAGCUGCGGGUCGGAUACGGUCAGCUUCCAUUCGAUCUUACUGACAGCUUCCCGAGUUAUCCUGACAUCUGCUUCCGGGUGGAGGGUUAUGACUUCCUAUGUCAUAAGGCGUUUUUCUGUGGCCGCAGUGAUUAUUUUAAGGCUCUGUUGGAGGAUCAUUUCAGCGAGGGAGAAACUCUACAGACUCAUCCCAGUAUUCCUGUCAUCACGCUUCAUGAUGUGUCCCAUGAUUUGUUUACAAGAAUCCUUUAUUACAUUUAUAGUGACAACACUCAGCUGUCUCAUGAGAAUGUGUAUGAGGUGUUGUGUGUGGCCGACAUGUACCUGCUGCCGGGUUUGAAGCGUCUGUGUGGCCGAACUCUGGCGGCGCUGCUCAAUGAGGAGAACGUGCUGCACAUGUGGAGAACAGCCAAACUCUUCCGACUGUCCCGUCUGGAGGACCAGUGCACUGAACACAUGGCCAAGAUCAUCGAGAGGCUCGUUGAAAGGCCGGAGUUUGCCGACAUGAUCAGAGAGGAUGCUGGGAAUGUGGCCGCCAGACAGGAGACGGACUCCAUUCCUCUGGUGGACGAGAUCCGCUUCCACAUCGCCAGUAAUGUUCAGACGUACAGCGCCAUUGAGGAGGCCAACCAGAAACUGAGCGCCCUGGAGCUCCUGCUGGCCAGCAUCGGCCUGGAGUGCUGAAAAACACGUUCAACGCUGCACACAUGACCUGCAGAAACACAGCUGAGCACACAUCACUUGUAGCAAACUACUAUAAUCGAGUCUAACCAAAACCAGAUACUUAAAACGUAUGGCAGGCCAUGUUAGCCGAAAAUGUUUCCAGCGUUACUUGACAUAAUUGCAUGUUUACAAGUAAGAAUUAGAGCUGUAUAAUUGAGUUUUUUCUAGCAAUUUGAGAGCUCUCGAAUUUAAUUAUUUAUAUGAACAAUUCUAGUUAGAGAGCUCUAUAAAUGAUUGUUUACCUGUCAUGAGUCUUAAUUACUUUCCGUUCAUUUUCUAAAGGGAUAUUUCACCCCAAAUAUUACAAUUGACUCUAUAUUUGCUCUUCGUUAAGUUCAUUAUCUUUGUUAGGUUCAUUAUUCUGUUAAACACAAAAAAAGAUUUUUGGAAGAAUGUUGGAUACCUUUAACCAUUGAUUUCCAUAUUAGGAAAAACAAACACUUUUGAAAUCGAUGGUUACAGGUUUCCAACUAUCCCUUUAAUUAAAGACUCUGUUGUUGAAUUUGCACUAGUAAAAUACCAAUUAGAAUGAACUACAAUUACAUUCAUACUACUUAUAAUUCCAGUUAGAGAGCUCCACAAAUGAAUGUUUAUUUGUCAUGCAACUCCAUUACUUUCCUUUGAUUAUCUAAAGGGAUAGUUCACCUCAAAUAUUACAAUUUACUCUCUAUUUGCUCUUCCUUAAGUGUUUCUAAACCUUUGAGGUUCAAUAUUCUGUUAAACACAAAAGAAGAUAUUUUGAAGAAUGUUGGAAAACCGGUAACCAUUGACUUUCAUAGAAGGAGAAACAAAUACUGUUGACAUCAGUUCCCAACCAUCCCUUUAAUUACAGAGCUCUGUAGUUGAAUUUGCACUAGUAAAAUACCAAUUAGAGAGAACUACGAUUAAAUUCAUACUAGUUAUAUUUCCAGUUAGAGAGCUCUGCGAAUAAAUGUUUACUGGUCAUCCAUCUCAUUUACUUUCCGUUCAUUUAUUACAAGCAUAGUUUACUACAAAAUAAAUUCAUUUACUCUUUAAUUUCUGUUCAGUAAGUGGUUCCAAACCUUUAUGAGGUAUAUUAUUCUGUUGAACACAAAAUAAGAGAUUUUAAAAAAUGUUAGAAACCGGUAACCAUUGACUUCCAUAGUAGGAAAAUCAAAUACUGUUGAAGUCAGCGGUUACAGGUUUUUUCAAAAUAACUUGAAGGGAGAGUAAAUGAUGCCAUACUAUCCCCUCAAUUAUAGAGCUCCUCGGGUGAAUUAGCACUAGUAAGAAAAAACAUUUAGAGAGAACUACAAUUAAAUUUGUCUGAGUUAUAAUUACAGUUAGAGAGAUCUACAAAUUUUUUUUUACUAGUCAUGAGUCUCCAUUACUUUCCGUUCAUUUUUUUAAAGGGAUAGUUCACCCCAAAUAUUAAAAUUUACUCUCUAUUUGCUCUUUGUUAAAUGUUUCCAAACCUUUAAGAGGUUCAUUAUUCUGUUAAACACAAAAGAAGAGAUUUUGAAGAAUGUUAGAAAGCGGUAACCAUUAACUUUCAUAUAGGGAAAAACAAAUACUGUUGAAGUCAAUGGUUACAGGUUUCCAUCCUUUUAAUUACAGAGCUCUGUAGUUGAAUUUGCACUAGUAAAAUACCAAUUAGAGAGAACUACGAUUAAAUUCAUACUAGUUUUAAUUCCAGUUAGAGAGCUCUACGAAUGAAUGUUUAUUAGUCAUGCGUCUCCAUUACUUUACGUUCAUUUUCUAAAGAAAUAGUUAACCCCAAAGUUAAAAUGCACUCUAUUUACUCUUUAUUUAGUGGAUCCAAACCUUUUAGUUUCUUCAUUCUUUAGUACACAAAAGAAGAGAUUUUGAAGAAUGUUAGAAAUCGGUAGCCAUUAACUUCCAUAGUAAGAAAAACAAAUGCUGUUGAAGUCAAUGGUUACAGGUUUCCAACUUUUUUCAAAAUAUCUUCUUUUGUGUUCAACAAAAGGAAGAAGCUCAAACAGGUUUCUGACUAGAGGGAGUAAAUGGCAGAGUUUUCAAUUUUGUGAAAACUGUACCUUUAAUUAUAGAGCUUUACAAUUUAAUUAACGCUAGUAAAAAAAAACAAAAAAAAAACAAAACAAUUAGAGCUCUAGAAAUAAAUGUUUACUACUUAUGCGUCUCUUACUUUCCAUUCAUUUUUU